AUGGCUGCACGCAAGUCGGCACCCUCACUGCCAACGGCCCUGAAUGCUGUCAACACGGCACCAAAUCCACGCACUGGCCGUGGACAAGGCUUGCGCCAUCACCAGAAGGUCCUACGUGACAAUGUUCAGGGAGUCACUAAGCCCGCCAUUCGUCGCCUCGCCCGCCGUGGCGGCGUCAAGCGUAUCUCUGGCGACAUCUACAGUGGAAUUCGCGUUGCUCUGAAGCAACGCCUCGAAGAACUCAUCAAGAGAGCGGCUCUCAUCGUCGAGGUUUCGAACCGUAAGACCGUCACCACUAUUGACGUUGUGUACGCUCUGAAGCAGUAUGGCGCGACCAUCUACGGCUUCGAGAGAGAUUGCGGAUACCGCGUGAUUUAG
Messenger RNA from Cercospora beticola, 378 nucleotides. RefSeq names its product histone H4 (gene HHF1). Gene Ontology annotation, molecular function: protein heterodimerization activity; DNA binding; structural constituent of chromatin. Lineage: Eukaryota; Fungi; Ascomycota; Dothideomycetes; Mycosphaerellales; Mycosphaerellaceae. The record is from RefSeq and is a predicted model, not a curated record. Gene Ontology annotation, biological process: nucleosome assembly.